AUAACGUGGCCGCUACUACUUAAAAACGAAGAGAAACACCGAGCUGAUUUUUAUUUAACACAGACUUGGCAAACGGCGGAAUAGAAAAUGAUUGUGCUAAGAUUUCUAGCAAUACUGUUUUCGUUAGGAUGUUUGGCCUCAGGUUCUACCACCACGGCGCCGACGACAGAGCACCCAUGCGUGGAUGUGCAUAUAUGGAUAUGGGACGGCUCCCGUGACUGCAAGUACCUGACCGCCUUGUACCCUGAUGACUCCCUCUAUAGAAUCUACGAACAGCGGGUGUAUUUUUGUACGAGAGCCCUCACGCGCUGCUGCGCCUCGUGCAAGAUUGUCAAUGCAGAGGCUAACAGCACGACAACAGGUGCUACAACGACAACAGGUGCUACCACAAUAGCAGGCGUUACCACCACAUCAGUCGUAACCACGACAACGAGCGCUACCACGACAACAACACCUACAGGUGACUCGGAAGAAGACGACUAAAGAACUAGAAGAAGUGAUAUUUCCUUUAUAUUAUAAUUAUGAUAAUAAAAAAGCA
Mya arenaria is the source of this 538-nucleotide messenger RNA. RefSeq lists its product as uncharacterized. The record is from RefSeq and is a predicted model, not a curated record. The coding region runs from base 88 to 483 and encodes 131 amino acids. The transcript is spliced from 4 exons. Lineage: Eukaryota; Metazoa; Mollusca; Bivalvia; Myida; Myidae.